AAUAAAGAUAAACUUUAAAUUACCAAUACAAUACAAUUACCAUAUUCGAGGAAGAAAAAUGGGUUUUAAGUUUAUUGUCGAAUUUCACAACGAUUCACGAAAGCCUUGUCCAAUUUACGACAUCGAUCUACUUUUUGACUUUUUAUCAAUCAAACUUUAUCAAUAUUAGGGGGAAAAAGUUGAAUUUGUUUAUUUUGGAGGUACUUUUUUUUGCAAACUUGUGCCUUUGUACAUGUCACUGGCGUAAUCUAGCGUUUUGCCUCAAAAUUGUAUUCUCUCGUGGUCCACCACUUCGUUACCGGUCUCCAUUUUAGGUGAUUUAUUCCAGCCGAUUCUCAACUCUCAAGAUCUACUCGCUUAAACAAAAAAAAUUAUAUAAACAUAUAAAUAUUAUAUUGUUAUAUAAAAAUCACAAAAAGCGACUUGAAAGAGAAAAAAAUGGACCGGAGCAGAUAUUAUCCUGGGAUAAGAGAAUAUCAACAUUCUGAGUUUGAUAUUGGUGAAAAUAAUUUAGAUAUUAAUUUACCAGGCAGUUCAAGAGACCAGUUUUUAUCCAGUAGGCAUGAUUCACACUCCCUUCAACAUUUGGAACUAGUGAAUGCCAUUUUAAAAAAAGAGCGAAAGACAUUCAGUAAAUACUUCAAUUAUCCCGAUGAUACAUGUAGCGAUAAGGAUUUUCAAGAAUGCAACGAUGAAAGGACUGGAGUAAAAAGGAAACAGAAAUAUGUCAAUGUGGAUUAUGAAUUGUCUAUGGACAAUGAGAAACUUCCUUUUGAAUCAUAUAUGGAAAGGAUUAAGGAGCACUUAAACCGCUCUCACACUGUCCGCAUCAUUGAAAAAUGUACUUAUGAAAAAAAUGGGCAGAAAAAAUUGUUUCAGGGUGUGCUGAACAAAUUGAAACAAGACAGCCAUAAUUUGAGAACUUUCAUGCAGGUAGUUAAGAAUUCAUCAAUUUCUACUUUAAAAGAAGAAAAUGGGCCCCAAAAGGAUUUAUUAUAUGCAAAUGGAAAAAAUGCAUCGACUACUAAUGAAGGGAAAGAAAUAUUGUCGGGCAGUAAUUUAUCUUCUUACAUGCCUGAGGAAAGUUCGGAUUCUGAUCAUUCUGCAAGUGAAGAAACUGAUAAUAUGCUUGCCUUUGAUAAAAGAAAACCGAUGCAGAAAAAGUUCAAAGGAGUUAAAACUAGGCGUCUCCUUCCAGACAAAGUUGCUAUCAAACAGAAAUCGCUUAUUUAUGGUUUUGGUGCGCAAGUAAGGCAGCUGUCGAAGGAUUUGGAACAAUUUCAUAAAAAGCGCUUUCCAGUUGGCCUCAGCCCGAGGGACCGGCUGCUCUGGCUGCAAGAAAAUCGAGACACAGGGAUUUGGGUUCAGUGUUCUGAUUGCAGCAAAUGGAGAUAUUUGUACAGAGUGAAAGAUGCAUUGGAAAUCAAGCCGUUUUGGGUUUGUUCGAUGAACUCUGAUUUUGAUUUCAACAAAUGUAGCAUUCCUCAGGCGGCCAGUUUUGACCCAAAAGAUCUCAUCGAUGCUGACUACAGUCCUGGCUCUGUUGUGUUAGCCAAAGUAAAAGGCUUUCCUUGGUGGCCGGCUAUCGUUGAUGACAACCCCGAAUGUGAACAAUUUUAUUGGUUAAAAGAAACUUCCAAUGAAGUAAGUUUCUACCAUGUUGUAUUCUUCGACUCUCGUAAGAAGUGUACCAACGCAUGGGUCGAUCUCGACUCAAUAAGACCCUACAUUGAAACUUUCAUGUUGUGUUUUCCAUUAUCGCGUAACAACAAUUGCUUGUACAAAAGGCGAUUAAAGUUUGCAAAAAUCGAAGCUGAAAAAGCGUUGAAGAUGGAAUGUGCUGAUAGGCUUUUGAAUUUUGGGUUUUUGGCCAGGUUUAAAGAGUCUACCAUCAAUUAUAAAUCUGAAAAUAGUCAACUUUAAAAGAGAACCAUGGUUAUCAAUAAAGUAGCUGUUGUUGUUCCAAAUUAAGAAUGUAAAAAAAAAAGUAUCCAAUUAGGUGGUACAAGUAAUGUUCUUAAAACUUAUAAAUUGUGAUACAAU
Molecule: messenger RNA, 2043 nt
Organism: Cimex lectularius (bed bug)
Lineage: Eukaryota; Metazoa; Arthropoda; Insecta; Hemiptera; Cimicidae
Product: zinc finger CW-type PWWP domain protein 1-like
Exons: 11
Coding region: 439-1923 (494 amino acids)
Cellular component (GO): nucleus
Molecular function (GO): zinc ion binding
Source: RefSeq, a predicted model, not a curated record